Messenger RNA from Clupea harengus (Atlantic herring), 2497 nucleotides. RefSeq names its product X-ray repair complementing 5. Gene Ontology annotation, biological process: telomere maintenance; DNA recombination; double-strand break repair via nonhomologous end joining. The record is from RefSeq and is a predicted model, not a curated record. Gene Ontology annotation, molecular function: double-stranded DNA binding; DNA helicase activity; telomeric repeat DNA binding. NCBI's taxonomy places the organism in Eukaryota, Metazoa, Chordata, Actinopteri, Clupeiformes, Clupeidae. Gene Ontology annotation, cellular component: nucleus; Ku70:Ku80 complex.
AACUGUGACAUUGGACGGGUGAAACAACUCGAGGAGCGUAUGAGCCAUGGCGCGAACAAGCAAGUCAGCGCUGGUGCUGUGUAUGGAUGUUGGGUUCUCCAUGAGCAACGCAGCCCCUGGCCAUGAAGCACCGUUUGAGCAAGCCAAGAAAGUCAUACAGAAAUUUGUUCAACGACAGGUGUUUGCAGAAACGAAGGAUGAGCUGGGCCUUGUUCUCUUUGGGUCAGACAACACUAAAAACCCGCUGGCCACUGAUGGCCAGUACCAGAACAUCGCCGUCCAUCGACACCUCAUGAUCCCAGACUUUGAGCUGCUGGAGGAGAUCCAAAAUGACAUACAUCCAGGUUCUCAACAGGCAGAUUGGUUGGAUGCACUUGUGGUGUGUAUGGACCUCCUGCAAAAGGAAACUCUGGGGAAGAAGUGCGACAGGUUAAACAUUGCCCUGCUCACUGACCUAAACACGCAGGUGUGUGCUGAUCAGCUGGACGUCAUCAUCAGCAACCUGAAGAGGGCUGGAAUCACACUACAGUUCUUCCUGCCGUUCCCUGCGGACGCGGAUGAUCCUGGAGAGGGGGGGUCGGAUGGAGACGGAGGUGCCCGGCGGCACCCCCACGGGAAGGGGCUCUCGCGGGAGCAGCAGAAGGGGCUGGAAAUGGUGCAGCAGAUCAUGCACUCCGUGGACGAGGAGAGCGGCAUGGAGGAGGUGCAUGCCUUCAGUGAUGCCAUUGAGAAGCUGUCCAUCUUCAAGCACAUUGAGAGGAGACCCAUGGCCUGGCCAUGCAUACUCACCAUAGGCACCUCCCUGUCCAUCCGCAUCGUGGGCUACAAGGCUGUCACAGAGGAAAAGGUAAAAAAGACGUGGUCCGUGGUGGACGCCCAGUCCAACAGGCGAGACGACGUUAAGAGGGACACUGUCUACUGUCUCCAUGACGACAACGAGACAGAGGUGCAGAGGGAGGAUACCAUCCAGGGUUUCCGAUAUGGGAGCGACAUUGUUCCUUUCUCCAAGGUGGACCAGGAACAGAUGAAGUACAAGUCGGAUGGAAAGUCCUUCUCUGUUCUCGGCUUCACCAAACAGAGCCUGAUUAAUCGCCAUCAUUUCAUGGGCAGUCAGGCCAUCAAGGUCUUCGCGGCCAGGGAUGAUGAGCAUGCUGCUGUCGCCCUGUCGGCCCUGAUCCGCGCGCUGGACAGCACGGACAUGGUGGCCAUCGUCAGGUACGCCUACGAUCGCCGUAGCAACCCCCAGGUGGGCGCUGCCUUCCCCUGCGUCAAGGAGAAGUACGAGUGCCUGAUCUACGUCCAGUUGCCCUACAUGGAGGAUCUGAGGCAGUUCGCCUUCGCCUCGCUGGAGAACAACAAGAAGUUUUCACCCACGGAGGAUCAGCUGUCAGCGGUGGACUCCCUCAUUGACUCCAUGAUGCUGGUGGAGGAGAAGGAGGACAGAGAGAAGGAGGACCUGUUUAAAGUCAACCACAUUCCCAACCCACAGUUCCAGAGACUCUUCCAGUGUUUGCACGAGCGGGCGGUGCACCCGGGCGCCCCGCUGCCCCCCAUGGAGCCGUGGCUGAAGCGAGUCCUGGAGAAACCCCAGGCUCUGGAGGCCCGCUGCCAUGCCCCGCUGGAGGAGGUGAAGAAGAAGUUCCCUCUGAAGGUGGUGGUGCGCAAGAAGGAGCAGAAGACCAGUGCAGACGUGUUCGGGAACGGGAAAGAGGAGCCAGAUGCUAAGAAGGCCAAAGGGGACGAGGAGGAAGACUACAAUCUGGCCGAGAUUUCAGAGGGCAACAUCACAUCUGUGGGAAGUGUGGAUCCGGUGAAAGACUUCCGUGCACUUAUUCGACACAAGACACUUCCCUUCGGCGAGGUCUGCCAGCAGCUGACCCUCAGAAUAGAGCAGUUGCUGGGCAACAAGAGCACACCCUACUACAUGAAGGCCAUCACCUGCAUCCUGGCCUUCAGGGAUCAGUCCGUCAAGGCUGCGACGGCUGAACUCUUCAACAGCUACAUGCAGUCCCUGAAGAGAAGUAUUCCAGACAGAAGCCUCCAGGAAUUCUGGGAUUUAGUCUCCUCAGAUGGCCUGACUUUGAUCAGCAAAGAUGAAGUGGAGGGAAGCUCUGUGUCCAAGCAGGAGGCCAAUCAGUUCCUCCUGUUGGAGGAGAAGAUGGAGGAGGUGGAGACUCCAGCGGUGGUUGACACAGGAGACGUAGAUGAUCUGCUGGACAUGAUGUGAGAACAGAGACGUCUGGACUUCUGGCCGGAGCACUGGAGACUUUAGUCUGCACACCCACAGUUAUAACCGAGUCAGCCGUGCCUUCUUCAGCAAGACUGUUGCUCAUUCAAUGAUGUACUGUUUGUUUGAAGGCAACUUACAUGUAGAGCUGCUCUUGUUGAUUUGCGUGUCUGGAUUCUCAUCUAGCUGUCUAAACUGAGAAGAUGUGUAGUCCUUUUUUUAUGUGGGUCUGUCAGCUUAUGAUGAUGUAAUAAAACUGACCGGACAUGG